AUGAAUUAUAGUGACGAAUAUGUACCUUUGUCCAUUGAGGAUUGUCUCACAAGACGUCUGGAAGAAAACACUUCAAAUUUCUUUGCCAUCGAAAACAUUUCAUCCUCACAAACUGACACUAAUGUACUCAGUGCGCCCUUUCUCGUCAUUCUGCAGAACUGCAAUUUGCUUACAGCAGAUCUUCAUGAAGUUUCCGUGACGACGUCUCCAGCUCGCGUAUUUUCAGAUUCAUUGCUUGUUCUGGAAGCAGUCGCCCUGGGACUCAUAAUCUUGCUCACGAUUGGCGGAAAUCUUCUUGUGAUAGUCGCAGUGGUACCCAGCCCAACACUACGUUCACCGACGCACUCUCUGAUCGUGAACCUAGCAGUCGCAGAUCUUCUUCUGGGUGUCACUGUGCUGCCUCUGUCGGCAACACGAGAACUGUCCGGAAUAUGGCUUCUGGGCCCCAGCCUCUGCUCUAUAUGGACAUCUCUGGAUGUCCUGUGCUGCACCGCCUCUAUUCUGUCUCUGUGUGGUAUUUCUGUCGACCGAUAUAUCGGGGUUUCAAGACCGCUGGCUUAUUCGCGAAUCCUGACAAAGAGACGUGCCAGAGGACUCAUUGCUGGGAUAUGGGCACUGGCUUUGGCUAUAAGCAUUGCACCUCCUCUGGGCUGGAGGGACGAUUCAAGUGACACCGAAUGCCACGUCAACAAGCAACUGGGCUACGUCAUAUUCUCUGCAUGUGGCUCCUUCUAUCUGCCGGCCCUCGUCAUAUUGGUGCUGUACGCGCUGGUCUAUCGCGCUGCCUCAAGACACUCGAAAUUCCUCCAGUCUGGGUCUAGGGUCACGCGUUCAGACGUCACCCUCAGAGUGCAUCUAGGAAACAACAGUCUCAAGGGACACGCCACUGAAAGGUGGACGCAAAAUAACUCCGAGCUUCAACUGUUUUACUGUGAGAGGGCAAGAGGGGAGCAAGAUGACAAUGAGUCUGUAACUGAAAACAUUUUCCCCUCUUAG
Zootermopsis nevadensis is the source of this 996-nucleotide messenger RNA. Lineage: Eukaryota; Metazoa; Arthropoda; Insecta; Blattodea; Termopsidae. The record is from RefSeq and is a predicted model, not a curated record.